AACCGUUCGAUUUGAGGAAUUCUGUUUGUAUUCAAAAAAUAGCGUUUCGUAGCGGAGACUUUGGAACUACUUUGCAACGUCCGUAUAAAUAUAACGAGUCUAAUAAUUUCGUAGGCCCGUUAUUUGCAGUAAAAAUCCGAGGGUGGUAUUAGAAACUAUUCAGAAAGUUAUUUGAUUGGAAUCGUUCAAUUAUUCCCUAGAAAGUUUGUGUAUCUGUACUGUCAAGAUAUAUUAAUAUUCGUUGUAUCGUAGCGUAGAAAAGUGAUUGAAUUUGUUACCACAGAAAAUUUUUAGGUUAUCUUUUUAAUUUUGUAGAAAGUUACGAAUGUCGCAGUCUGUUUCUCGUAAUAUCAAAAAAUGCAUUCGAUACCGUCGAUUUGUAUCCGCGAUAGUGAAAUAAUGAAAUAAGAUCAAUUUCGUGUACCGCCUCGAUACUUUGUGACUGAGAUGGAUGACAAAUUGAAGCUUUCCAACCACGAAACAGAUUGUACGGGAAAAUGUGAUGACGUUAAUUUUAUUACAAAGCUAGAUAUUCGAUUAACUGAGGGCUUGACGAUGCAAAAUAGUGUUUUGCAAAUCCAAAGUAAUCAUUAUGGUAAUAACAUAUAUAGAAGUAAAAGUGAUUCAGUAUUAUGGAAAAAAGAUAACAAAGGACUGAAAUUAGACAGACCGAUGAAUGACAGUAUUAAUUUAAUGAUUAAUUUUGGUAUUGACAAAUCUGUUUCCAACAUUCCUGGUGCAAAACUUCAAGGAUGUCGUCAGUUACUUAACAGUGAUAUCAGCUUUUUGUACAAUGAUAGAUCUUUUCAUAGUUUGCUUUCCAAACGUACCAGUCUUUCUUUACCUGCAAUAUCAAUAUCAUCUGUGAAUGCAUUUACAGUGAAAGAUGAAUAUGAUAAUAAUAUAUAUAUGUACAGAAGUACAAGAACAUGUCUUGACGAAGAAGAAACUGUAUUUAAUCAGCCUAGAGAAAUAAAGAAUCUUCCAUCUGAUUUGCAAUGCCCUACGAAUAAAAACAAUAUUAAUGUUUAUAAAAGUGAGUCAUUGGAAGCUGAAUAUAAUAAAAAUGAUUUUAAGGAAAGUACUGUAGCAAAUAAUAUAUCAAAAAUUGAAGAACCUUGCAAAAUGAUAGUAGAUUCGCAAUUAGAGACAAAUAACAUUGAGACUUCAAAUGAGAAAUCUCAAAGUUGUGAAAAUCCACAUAAGGAUAAUGAAUUGAACUCGAUUCCGACGAUGAAUACACACGUGCGAAGUAACUUAAAGUCCCGACCGACGUUAGCUGAUGAUAGUAAACUUGUUAAAAUGUCACUUCUGACAAAUCCAAUGAACAUAAUGCAGUCAAAUGUUCAGCUUUUAAAUAGAAGUCGUAAUUUUUUAAACUUCAUAACAGAAAAAUCAACAAACAUUAUGGAGAAAGCUUUACUACCACAACAUUUGGCAAUGAGAUAUAAUCACAUGUCGAAAUCUGUUGAAACCGAUACUGUGGGAGGAGCACUUGGUACUACUAAUGAAUUCCCUUUGGGAAAUGUAACAAGUAAAUCAGAUGCAAUUUUAAUAACAAAUUCAAAUAAUAUUUCUAAUGCAACAAAUUGCAUGGUAAAACAAGAUCAUGACAAGAGCAAAGAUAAAUUGGAUGGUGCAACAAAUAAUAGAAACGAAGUCAAUCCAUUUGCAUCUAUAAAAGAGAAAAUAUACGAUCUUGAAGGUGAAAUAGUAUCAAAUGAGAAGGAGUAUAUUCUUGAUAAAAAUAACAUAGAUGAAUUAGAUUGCAAUAUUACCAAUGAACAGGCAAAGCGCGAUUUUUCAUUGACAGAAACGAAUAAAAGAAACUUCUUGCAGAUAGAGAAAUUACACGACAACAUGUGUAAAACAGAAUCGCUUGAUACUCGCACCUUGCUAGAUUCAGAUAUUUCGAAAUAUGGUUCAUUAGAUCAUCCGUUGCAUCGUAUGCUGUUAGAGGAUUACACCAAUUUAAAAAUCAAGCACUUUAAAAGUCAGGCAAAGUUAUUAGAGAAAAUAGAUAGUCUAGAGAAAUCGUAUCGAUCGGAUAGGGAAGCGCAUACAAAUACAGAUGCAUAUAACUUGCAAGUAGGGAACUUAGAAAAAGCUGUAACUAAAUUAACAACCGAUCUGAACGCGUCACUGGUCACGCAAGAAGCCCUGAAGAACGAAUGUACCGCGGUAAAUAAAGAGAGAGAAAAUAUGGUUAUGAAAUAUGUAAUUAGUGAGAAACAAUUGAUUGAUUCGCAAAGAGCGAGAGAUUCCGCAGAACGUAAAGUUAAAGAACUUCUGAAGGAUCAGGAAGCAUUACAAUAUAAGUUACGUCAAACGCAAGGUGAGCGUACAAGAAUAUGUAACAUUCUGGACGCAGGACGUCGUGAAAUAGUUGAUCAUCAAAAAGAGAUAGAGAAAUUAAAAGAGGAUGCUAAAACAAAGGAAGUCCAACUAAAGUGGACACAAACUAAACUUAGGACUGAAAUGGAAUUGCAGAAGGAUACUCAACAGAAACUGGACAAAGCUUUGAUAAAAAUUAAUGACAUGAAAGAAGAAUGCGAGCAGAUACGUCGCGAGACGCAAGAAUCAUUCCGUAAAUUUCAGCAGUCCGAAGAGAACAAAGCUGUGACAUUAGAUCAACAAUUGAAGGAGCAUCGAGCGCGUUUAAUCUUAGAGAGGCACGUUACGGAAGAUAAAGAAACACUGAGACUUCAGUUACAAAAAGAACUGGAAAUUCUGAAGUCUAGACAACAAGAUUUGAUCGAAGAAAAUAAGAGGCUUAACUUGAAAGUUCAAGAUUCUGAGAAAGUUUGGUUGAGCUAUGAAAACAAUUUGAGUGAUUUAAAAAAUGUGGCGAAACAACGUCAAGAACAAAUUACCGAAUUAUCAAACAAAGUUUCUCAUUUAGAGACAUUAAAACUUCAAUUGCAACAUAAAGAAGAGUAUAUUGCGUCGGUCGAAGUUGAAAUACAGCAAUUACGAUCGGCUAACGAGGAAAUGCAAGCCGACAUGCAAGCAUGUCGUCAAAAAGAGGCGAAUAUGUUGGACUUUACGCAAAAAUUAACGGACAAAAACGUGCGUCUUCAAUCCGAGUUUAUCGCGAUUCAAAGGAAAGCGGAUUAUCUCGAAUCCGAACACGGUCCAUUACGCGACUGUAUUAACGAAUUAACUAAUAAAGUAAAAGUUUUGGAAAGAGACUUUAUAGAAGAACAAAAAAAACGAAGAGAAGAGUGUGAGAUUUUGGCUAAGCAUGUCGCCGAACAAACCCAACUUGCGCAAAACAUUGCCCAGAAAUUGGAGGAUAGUCAAGGUGAAAAUGCAGUAUUAAAGAGGAAACAUCAAGUUUCGAUCAAGGAGAUGACACGAGAAUUACAGCAAUGCCGUAGAAAAUUAGAAGUGUUUGAAGCCGCAUCUCCUACUAAUUCCUUGGAUAUUACAUCCAGGACUGGGUCUAAUACUUCUUUGAAUACAGGCGAUACAUUAAACGGUGCCUUAUCGGAUAACAAUGCUAAUAGCGACCAUACUCAUCCUAUACCUAAUAAACAAAUAUUAAUGGAUCACAUUAUAAAAUUACAAGAAAUAAACGCAAAAAGAGCCGAGAAACUUGAUUUUUUAGAGGGACAUACUCAAGUAUUGGUCGAGGAACUAAAGAAAAAAGAGAAAAUCAUACAAAACUAUAUUUUACAACAAAACUUUGGAGCUUUGGGAUGUAACGAAAGAGAUAAACACAAGCAUAUCAAAAGCAGAAGGGAUGCAGCGGAAUUGGCGCGACAUGGAGGUAUAAUGGCAUCUGUUUACAAUCAUCGAGUUUCAGACGAGAAUAUGACUCUAGAACUUUCUUUAGAAAUAAACCAAAAGUUACAAGCAGUUCUUGAAGAUGUAUUAUUGAAAAACAUCACUCUGAAGGACAAUAUUGAUACAUUAGGUAAGGAGAUAGCAAGAUUAACAAUGCAGUUUCAACAAAGUCAAAUCGAAAAUUAAUAAUUGUUACAUAUAUAGGUGCAUACAUAUGUGUGCGUGUAUAUACACACACAUAUAUAUAUAUAUAUAUUGUAGAGAAUUGUGUAUAAAUGAUUCAACGGCAUUUCACUUAUUAUUGUUUUAAGUUGCGUUAAAUAACUUGUUAUUUUUGUCACUCUGCUAUAGAUUGCAUCAGAUAUAUAUAUAUAUAUAUAUAUAUAUAUAUAUAUAUAUAUAUAUAUAUAUAUAUUUGAUGUUAUAUUUAAUAUAAUAAAUUCUUAUCUUAAAAUCAGUGUCUCCUGUUUUGUGAGAAAUAUAAAUUUUAGUGUUAAGAAAUUCGGGAGGUGUCAAGGUAACAAACCACGAACUUGGUAAAUAAAUGUUUAUUUGCAAGUUUAACUAAAUUAAUUUAGUUUCUAGAGUACUUACAUCUAGAGGCACUAGUCAAGCUUAAAAUCUAGCUGACUACAACUUUAUAUAUCAUACCCGAUGACUAAUAUGUUGAUCUACGCUCAGGUUCUCAAACACAGUUGAUGAACGAGCGUGUAACAGGUGAAAGAUUGCGAAUCGAAGUGAAAUCUCGACUAAACCUAGUUUAAUAUUAGGUAUCUUUAAAUUUACUUUGAAUUGUUUAUUUUGAGUAUUUUGAAUGUGAGCGAUUAGAUUAGUGUACAUAAGAUAUUCGCUAAUAUAAUUUUUAUGGAAGAAGAGAUCAAGGGAACCAAUAUACGUGGUUUUCCCCUGUAAGAUUAUUGUUGAUCAAUGUGUGACAGACGCUAUAAAACUGCAUACUCAUUCCUUGUAUUGCGUAUUUAAUGAUCAAAUUCAUUUGCACGUCGUGCGCUUCUAAUAUUCACCGUCAGCUAUGAUAGCUAAUGUUGCUUUUGAAGGUUGUCUUUUUUUUUUAAAUAAUCGAGAAGAUCGUAAAGUGCUACAUGAUACUGACAACUAAUACUGCAAUAAUAGAGUAUAAGAGAACGUCAGUAGACGUAAUAAGGUAGAUUUAAUAUAUUUACUUUAGUUAUUUUAAGUGUUAUAUACGAUAAAGAAUUGCUAUAGAAAUAAUUAAUGCCUGCUUGAAAUUUUAUGCCAUACGAUUUCUCUUUACGGCACAUUGUAACCAUGUUUUAUAGUUAAUUCCGCCAUUUUCAAGUUUUGUGGACGUGCACUUAUAUGAUACAAAAAACAUUACGCGUGUAAUUAAAAUAGGGCUUAUUUAUUUCAAUAAUUUAUUUCAAUAAUUUAUUUUUUAAUGAAAAAGAGAUUUUGACUUAUCUUUUCAGUUUAAUUCCAUACUAAUUUCGAUGUCCUCAUUAUUUUCAUAGAAUACUAUACGAUCGAGUUUUUAUAUCUCUUCUUUUUGUUCUAAGAAAUAAAUGGAGAUUUCCAUUUAAUUCUUUUAAUAUUCUUUCGUAUUUUUCGUUCUUUUUUCAAUAAAAGUCUGAUGUAUAUAUCUACAGGAAAAUUACAUAUUCUUUUUUCUUUACAUACGUUUUCUUUGAGAAAACAUAAUUCAUUUUGCACUGGUUUCAAACAGGCAUAACUUUAACGUCCAAAUCCGUUUACUACUCUCGUGAUUACUUCCGUGCUACAUGCCGUGUGAAAUAGACAAGAUUUCUAGAGCAACCUUCUAGUGUUAAGUAGUUUAAGAAUCGAAUUACAAUCGAUCAAUGGAACGCCCGAUUAAUAUUUAGGAAAGACAAACAUACGAAAAACAAGGUGUCGAGGAAACUGUAGCAGCAAAAUUCGAAGAGUAAGAUUAGAGAAUAAAGAAAUAAUUAUUCAAAAUUUCGAAAAUACAUUAUCAACGAAAAUACAUUAUCAACGAAAUAAUAAAUUAAUUUUGAAAUAUAAAUAUCAUAUUCACAUUACGAAGUAUUCAUUACGUGGAAUAGCUAGUAUGUUGAAUUAUAAUAUAUGGACAAUGUUACUAACUAUGCCAUGGUUACGAAUACAUUCGCGAUUAAGAAAAACAAAGUACGUGAAAUCACGAAUCACGGUACAAUCGAAAACUAGGUAAUACCCGAGUGUAAAAAUAUCCCACAUUUUUAAUCUGUGUUUUUACACGUAGAAUUAUCGCUUUUUCCAUUGUACCAUAUAUCACGUCUCGAUAGAAUAUAUAAUGUGAACAAUAUGUUCAUAAGUCAUAAUAAACAACACAUUUUGAUGUU
Messenger RNA from Odontomachus brunneus, 6125 nucleotides. RefSeq names its product coiled-coil domain-containing protein 186 (gene Golgin104). The coding region runs from base 448 to 3975 and encodes 1175 amino acids. Gene Ontology annotation, biological process: vesicle cytoskeletal trafficking. Lineage: Eukaryota; Metazoa; Arthropoda; Insecta; Hymenoptera; Formicidae. The record is from RefSeq and is a predicted model, not a curated record. Gene Ontology annotation, molecular function: small GTPase binding. Gene Ontology annotation, cellular component: trans-Golgi network. The transcript has 9 exons.